Molecule: messenger RNA, 549 nt
Organism: Lathyrus oleraceus (garden pea)
Lineage: Eukaryota; Viridiplantae; Streptophyta; Magnoliopsida; Fabales; Fabaceae
Exons: 1
Coding region: 1-549 (182 amino acids)
Source: RefSeq, a predicted model, not a curated record
AUGACGGACGAUACAGUCGAACAAGAAUAUCAGGAGUUCGAACAAAUCCCUAGGGUGGCACAAAGGCCUCCCGUGGUUAUGGUCAACAGAAACCAGGAUCCCGACCAUGUGGUCAGGCAUAUUCGACACAAGUCAGCCGUUGGGAAGCAAAACCUAGAGGCUAUCGUUGAACAAAUCAUAGUACGAAAUGGAAUAAGCUCAGGCCUACAGUGGCCGACUUACUCUUCACCCUUUCCAGACUUUGUCUUACAGAUAAAACUUCCUAGGGGAUGGAAAGUCCCUAAAUUUACCAAGUUCGCUGGGGAUACUGAGGGGUUCACCGUCGAACAUGUUUCUAGGUAUCAGACUAAGGUUGGUGAUAUAGCGAAUAAUGAGGAUUUGAAGUUAAAAUACUUCUUAAGUUCUCUUACAAAAAACGUGUUUACAUGGUUCACAAUGCUACCUCCACAGUCGAUCCAUACGUGGACACAGUUGGAAAGAUUGUUCCAUGAACAAUUCUACAUGAGGCAGACAAAGAUUAGCCUUAAAGAACUAGCCAACGUUAAAUGA